Pochonia chlamydosporia 170 is the source of this 2079-nucleotide messenger RNA. Its product is annotated as transcription factor. The record is from RefSeq and is a predicted model, not a curated record. Gene Ontology annotation, biological process: chromatin remodeling. Gene Ontology annotation, molecular function: histone demethylase activity. Bases 1 to 2079 code for a protein of 692 amino acids. NCBI's taxonomy places the organism in Eukaryota, Fungi, Ascomycota, Sordariomycetes, Hypocreales, Clavicipitaceae. Gene Ontology annotation, cellular component: nucleus. The transcript has a single exon.
AUGUCUGACAUUAGUGCUAAAAUUCAUCGUAUUGCGACCAUGGCCGCGGAGCUUCAGCAAGAAAUAGAGGUGACGAAGCAUGGCAGGCUAAAUCGGAGACAGCAGCAAAAGACACACCCAUUCCCUGAACAGCCAGAAUUGGAAACCAUUCUUCAAGCAAUUGAACAGAUAUCCAAUAGUUUAAAGAAGAUCCAGAUGUCAAUUGCGACCGCAAAAUCACAGUCACGAUGUCGGAAGCAUCGCCGAGAGGCUCGAACUUUUCAGCAAAAGGCGCCGCCUCUUCGUUUCGCCCAGCUUCGGCCAAAGAUGUCAGUGCCGCAGCCUGGUUCGACAUACCAUAGUGACAUGGAACUAGACAGCCCGACCUCAUCUUCCUUGUCAGACCUAAGCACCGAUGACUUAAUCCAAACACGCCGGAACAGCCUAUUUGCUUCAGAUUCUGAGACUACGCCACAUCUGCGAGUCGAACAAAUGGGAGAUAGAAUGGUCGAUAGUCUUGAGGGCCUUAUUGGGACGACAUCAUUCGCCGGGAAAGUUACUGUAGAGGGUCCUUUCCACGUGGAUUGGGCGGCCAUGAAGUUCAACAAUCCACAGAACGGUGAACAGUUUGCCGUCAAAUACAGGCCAACGUCUAUGGUGCCUGGGUGUACCAGUCUGAGCAAAUCGAAAUCAACAGGCUUUCAACGCCUUGAUCUUUCGGCGCCCAUACAAUCGCCAUCAGAAGAGGAGGCGUUGACUUUUCUCGAGCAAGCAGUGAGAGACCCACCAAAGAAGACCCUGCAAUACUACGUUGGACCACGGUUGAUCGCUGCUUUUGGCAACCUGCUUCAUUCAGGACCUGUUCUCUCUGCGAUUAGUCCUAUAGAAGGCGUUAACUCCGUGUAUGAUCAUAUCGGAGAAAAAUGGUCAGGUACUGCAUUUCAUCGCGAAGACGCGCAUUUCCGGUCCUGUAAUCUUACUCUUUCGGGGGUGAAGUUGUGGAUCAUAAUAAGGCAGCAUCAUACCCAAAAGUUUGAAACCUACAUCCGCUCGUUUGCCACUGACACAUGCGACCAAUUUGUCCGACACCAGGGACUACUUUUUGCGCCCUCUGAACUACGCAACCAAAAUAUUGAUUUUGAAAUACUUUGUACCAAGGCUGGCGAUCUGGUCAUUACGGAACCGAGGCAGUAUCAUGCAGUUAUUAACUUCACGAAUAGCUAUGCUAUUUCAACAAACUUUCUCUUACGCAAUGAGGAACCUCUCCCCCUGGAGCUAAGGCAUUGCCCCCGUUGUGGACUAGGAAACUUAUAUGAUCAAGAAGGGAAGAUUAAAUACGCUGAAAGACUCAUUGAGAUACAAAAGUGCACGGACGAGAUCAUAGAGCAGGAUCCGCAAUGCAGUAUACCAAUAAUUGACCGCUGCAAUCCACCAAGUGCGAAAGUCUUCAGGCUUGCGGCUGUAAUCCGUAGCAGGGCGGUAAUUCUACAAUUCUUUAAGAUUGUCGAAGCCACUCGUAAGGACAGCCACCCUAGCAGCGUAUCUAAGCCGCCGGGCAAGCCACAGGAUCGCGUUUUACAACAUAUCACAAAUCUUGCAAGGUCUGAAAAGGAAUCAGACUUACUAGCGGUUCGUCGCCGAUAUGACCAAAUACUACUGGUCCGUGACAUUGAAGAGUCAAAGAUGGGGCAAUUAAGGACAGACUCGGCCUUUUUGAAAAAUAUUUGCGAAAAAGUCGGCUGGUCAGCGGGCACACUUAGGACUAAUCGAGAGCAUGGCAAAGGUUUAAACACUAUUUCCGAAGCUUUUAAUGGUUUAAUUUACUUCAUUCCUACAGACGCGACCACUACUCCUGCUAAAGCAACAGUAAAGGAGUAUGUGGACAUGGCAGGCAACAGAUCCGAAUUCGAAGACUUCAAGAAGCUUAUGAAUGAUGACCACAUCACAAAACUUUGUACUGCUGGGAAAGUCUUCCAGCAAAGCCAUUCGGGAUCUACUCUUCCCAAAUUUACCUGGGAGGCGGCGAAAAUAAGUCAUCUCUCAUCUCUAUCAAUGGACGAGUUGUUAUCGUACAUAGCACCGGCGGAAGACGCAGGUUGA